CAGAUGGAUGUGUGUGCAGAUUAUUUCCCAAUAUUGGAGUUUGUCCCUCGCUAGUUUGUCCGAUGGAGUCUGUGGACUGCUCUCUGGUGUUGGGGCUGGAUUUGGGCACGAGUUCUAUAAAGGCCGUGCUCCUGGAUGCCUGUUCUGGGAAUGUGGUACAGAGCCAGACCCUGGAGACACAAGCCGGGGUAGAAAGUAGCUGUGGACAGCAGGGAAAGGAGCAGGAUGUUUGUCGUAUAAUCAGAGCUCUGAAUGCUUGUCUCGCCUCUCUCCCCAAAGAAAGACUUCAGAAAGUUGUACGGAUCGGAGUGUCAGGACAAAUGCAUGGAGUUGUGUUCUGGAAAACAAACCACGGAUGUCACUGGAUAAACAGUGAUAACCUGAGAAUAUUUGAACCCAAGGAAGUCAGUCAUCUUAUUACCUGGGAAGAUGGACGCUGUAGUACUGAUUUCUUGUCUUCUUUACCUGAACCAUGCUCUCAUCUAAGUGUGGCAACUGGCUUUGGCUGUGCAACUGUAUUCUGGUAUUUAAGAAAUAGACCAGAUUUCCUUCAACAUUAUGAUGCGGCUGGUACAAUCCAUGACUAUGUUGUUACUAUGUUGUGUGGAUUUCAAAGACCGCUAAUGUCUGUGCAAAAUGCAGCUAGCUGGGGAUAUUUUAACACCAGAAGCAAAACCUGGAAUACUGACAUACUACAGAAGUUUGGGUUUCCUGUUUCGCUACUUCCUGACGUAGUGGAUUCUGGAUUUAUAGCAGGGAAAACUUCUUUUGAGUGGUGUGGCAUUCCACAAGGGGCUGAAGUAGGUGCUGCCCUGGGAGAUUUUCAGUGUUCAGUUUAUUCUUCUGCAACAGAGAGUACAGAUGCAGUCCUCAAUAUUAGCACUUCUGCUCAGCUGACUUUCUCCAUGCCAGUGGACUUCCAGCCUCAAGACCACCCCUCACCUGAGGAACCUGUGACAUAUUUUCCAUACUUUAGGGAUCGUUACCUGGCAGUAGCUGCAUCGCUAAAUGGAGGAAAUGUGCUUGCAUCAUUUGUGACAAUGUUGAGUAGCUGGAUUUCUGAGCUAGGAAUUGAUGAUGUUUCUGAAUUCAGUAUAUAUUCCAAGGUUAUUAAAGCGGCUUUGUCCCAAAAAGAAACCAGUCUUACAGUGCAUCCCACAUUGUUUGGUGAGAGACAUAUACCUGAGAGCCUGGCUUCUGUGACAAACAUCUCAGCUGCUCACCUUUCAUUGGGUCAUGUAACCAGAGCACUGUGUCAUGGAAUCAUCGAAAACUUGCAUUCUAUGUUACCUUCUCAGCGACUAGAGGAAUCUGGUGUUAAGAGGAUUAUAGGUAGUGGGAGUGCACUUGCCAGGAAUGAUGUGUUAAAACAAGAAGUGGAGAAAGUAUUUCCAUUUCCUGUACUUUAUGGAAAGGAUGUUGAUUCAGCAGUAGGUGCUGCUAUGAUAAUGUUAAAUCCACAGUAAUGCCGUAUUAUUGCAUUUGAAUUUAAAAUGUGUAUUACACUGGAGAUGGUUUACCUCUAGGGUGAAUUGCAAAAUCUGUAUUUCUUUCAUAAGGUGGUGAGAGUCCAUGAGCCAUUACUCCUGCUAUUUAACUCCUGGCUGCUAGGUGGAGGCAAAUAUACCCAACAUUCCACAAGCUUUUAAUCCCUCUCAUCUCUCUACUAUCUGAGACCUAUGUGAGACUCUUUCUUCCCCUCAGCAACCCUGUAUUUACGUAGGGGAGAACAUUAGAGUAUUUAGGCAAUGAAUGUAAGUUCUCCUUUGGGAAUUUAUCACUAGCCUACCACAGAUGUUGAGGGGAAUGGUCCCUCCUGUUGGAUUAGUCUGCCACUGUUGUCUCAGGGACUUGUCUUGUCUCUUAGCCUCCUCUUGAUGGCAAUGGCUUGCUGUUCUAUUCUUUGUGAUAUCCUCUGCUGUUGCUGACACCGUACUGGAUGGGCUCUCUACUGGUAGCUGUCUUUUCUGCAGCUGUAAGCAUAGUUGAAUAGGCACAUCUAAGGUAAGUGCAGACAUUACAUUGCCCAUAGGCUAUUAGUAGGUACACCAAUUUUGAGGGACAUCAUAGCCAGGGGACACAUAUCUCAUAUACAGACAUUUCUACAUGUGUAGGUUACUUAUUAUAUUAGUCUAGUAUUUAUUUAUAUUGAAGAUUUGUAUCCUUUUCCUUUUUUUUUUUUUUUUUUCUUUGCACUCUCAUAUAUUUUUUUAGCUCACAUGGCUUUUUUAUUUCUAUCAGACGUUCCCUUUGUUAGCUUCUGUUUUAGAGCUUUGGGGAAUUUUUUCUAAGGUAGAUAUGAAAAUUACUGCUUUACCAUAUGAUUUAUUAUUCUCAUUGAGGAUAGAUAAUUCUAUGGACCCUAUGGUUAAAAAUGUGUUUUCUUUCCUUAGGUUCAGCAUAGCUGAGGUCAUUGCAGUCUAUUCAUUUUACUUUGUUAUGAAUAUCUGUCUGUCUGAUUUAAUUUCAGAUGUUUAUGUUGUUGAAGAUCUUUUGAAUCUUCUAAACUCAGUACAUUUCUUAUUUGGUAUAGUGAUUCAGUGAUUAUUCAUUUUAAUGCUAAGUUAUGACCUCUGCAGUCCACCCAGAAGAGCUCUGUAGCUCCUUUCAUGGUCAGCAGACAUGAUCUUUUUCAUAGACUUUAUUUCUGUUUUUACUCAGUAAGGAUUUCCUUUUCUCCUUUUUCACAAACUCUAGAUUUUUCCAGAGCUGCUUGGAAGUCUAGUAUCUUUUGGAUUAAACAAGCUGCUUCUGUGGCGACUAUACUUAGUUUCCACAUUAGGGGACGCAAACAAAUGAUUGAUAUUGCAAUGUUAUAUUAAGCAAUGACAUGUACAAUGAAAAAUGCAAUUGACAAGUCAAGAAUAUUAUCCUUAUCUGUAUGUUGUCACAGUCCAUGGGUUCAGUCCCAAAAUGAGUGGAUCCAAAAAUGCUGCGUGUGUUGAAUCUCUCUCUGGUGCUGGCUGCUCCUUAUAAUAUCUCCUCCAAACUGAAUUCUGUGAACAAAAGAUAACAAAAAGUGGGUGCCUCCUAGUGUAACUCUGUGAUGUCAUGAAUGGAAUACACAAUUCUUAUAGAAGAACCAUACUCACAAAGGUGGUAGCACCCAAUUGUGCUGAGUGAAACAGACUAGGGUAUCUCAGUGUCCCAGCUCACUGGCCCCUGGAACAGGAUAAUGCUCCUCUUUGUGGCUACUUGUUGUAGCUCAGGACAUAACAAACUCAGGAUUCCAGUACAGUGAUCUAAAACUUUAAUAAAAUCUCAACAAUAAAAACUGAGGGUGCAACAACAACCCUAAGUAUCUAAAGCUAUGUUUUAAAACAGUUGCAGCAUGUUUCUCAGCUACACUAGCUGUUUCAUCAAUCAUCUCCCAAUAGGAGAAUCAAUUUUCAGAAAAUUAUUUCUCAGUUAUAAUUUUUAUUUCUGAGGGACUUUGUUGACUGUAGCAUUCAACUUCUCUUAUGGAUCAAUGCAGAUCCAAGUUCAAACAGCUUGUUCUUUCUUCCAUUAUUUGUUCUAUGUAUGAAGUCUUGGGUGAGUUGUUUCACCAUUUGAUGUCACUUUGCUAGUUCUAUAUCAGCUUAGCUUGCUAUUCUCUUAGUACAGGGUUCACAAGUCUGUUUUCUUAGUAAUCGUUUUGGACUCCUCUUUAAAACAGUCUUUGUUCUAGUUAUUUAUUCUCUAUUCCAAUUUUCAGGAAGGGUUUUUAAAUAGUCUUUUUGGAAAAAAAAUUCUACUGACACCAGUUACCUUUAUCUUCGCACUUUGUGCAAUCUUCUUUCUUCUCAGACUUGUUUUUUUCAAGUCGGUCAAGAUCACUGCUGUGGCACAGAGGAUUCUUUAGUUUCCUUAUCAAUAAUGGAAGUCACUUAAAGUUGACUUGAACUGAGUUCUGUAUCCUUCUAAGUUUUACAUACUAGGAAUUAAUUUUGUGUGGAUGAUUGCUUCAUCUGAGAGAAGGGUUUCUCCUUCAAAGUGUUAUAUACCAGUUUGUGUAUCCAUGACUCUGUUUCACUUUUAGACCUCUAUGGUCUUUGUUUAAUCCUCUCGAUUCCAGAUACUGUGUCAAAACCAAAGUUAUUUAAUCUGUUUCUGUAGGUUUCUACAUCUAUUUGGUCUACAUUUCAUUUUUAUUUCUUCAUCUGCUAUACCACUCAUAGUUACCAUCUAGCACUUUUUCUAAUCAGUAAUUCGGAUUGCUUCAGCUUGAUCACGCAGGACUGGUUAUGCAGUCCUAAACUGAAUUUUCAGUUUUUCCUUUUUGGUCUUUACCACUUAGUCAAUAUUUUUAAUUUUUUUCUUUUUUAUUAGGCUUUUCAAUUUAAUGGCCCAGAUUGAACUAUUGAUUCAUAGGUUUUUGAUGAUAGUUGAGACUUUUCUUCAGGCAAGGCAGCCUGUAACAAUUAAUUUUAUCGCCAGUUUUGAAUUUUAUUUUUCUACCCUGCUGUGAUAAACAAUGUUUUACAAGUAAUUCUUAGGAUUUUCAGGAAUUUUUCAAUUUUACAAAAUAAUCUGCAAGUUUCUUAUAAGGUUUCUGACAUUCUGAUCUUUGUUCUAGAUCUAGUCAAAGUAAGUCUAAUAGUUAAGACAUUUUCUCUUACUGAGAACCUUAUUGGUUUUAAAUUUUUCUCAUCUUUUGAAUCUAUGAAUAGUUUAAACAUUCUGCUUAUUUUGAAAGUGAUUGUUUCUUUUUUGCAAUAUACUGUAUUCACCAGCACAGUGUCUGGUUUGUUUUUUGUGAGAUUCCAUAUCUUAUGUUCUAUUAGGAUAAGUUAUUUCCUCUAUAUUAUUUUUUGCAUUCAGGUCAUUGUUACUCACUUUCUUUUUCCCAUUUCAAUUUUUAAAGAGCAUUUCAUUUGUUCUCGUCCUACAUAAUAUUUUAAAAAUAAUUUAUCUUGGAUUGUUGAUGCUAUGUAAUAUAGCUUUAUGGGAAGCAGGACAUUUUCUUCCAAAAAUUUUGAAAUUGUUUUCUACUAGGUUAAUUCCGCCUUUUUAAAAAUGAGACUACUGUUACAACUUGGUUGUCUUUACUAACUUUUCUUUUGGGAUAGUUGUUCACAGGAAACUUCUACAGUCUUAGUGGCUGGUAAAUAGGUGCCUGCCUUGAUUUUUGUCCCACUUACCGUGAACUCCACAGCUUGGGUAUUAGAUCCCAGGAUUAAUGGCUCAUGGACUCUCACCAGAAAACAAAACCCCACCCACUGUGAACUCCACAGCUUGGGUAUUAGAUCCCAGGAUUAAUGGCUCAUUGACUCCCACCAGAAAACAAAAUGUAUGCUUACCUGAUAAAUUAAUUUCUUUCAUGGUGGUGAGAGUCCAUAAGACCUGCACUUUUAUAUUUUUAUAUAUUUGGCUACAGUUUUAGUAUGCACCCUGCUUGUCCUUUCUUAUUUCUUUGUGUUUCUCCUUUUCUCAGCUAUAUGUUAAACUGGGAUACAUGAGAGGUGACAAGGAAUAAAAGGUUGUGAAAUGUUAGAUAUCUUUGCCUCCUCCUAGUGGCCAGGAGUUGGUCUCUCACCACCAUGAAAGAAAUUAAUUUAUCACAUAAGCAUACAUUUUGUUAUUUUAAUAGCAAACCAAUUGGAGAUAAUCACCUAUGUUCAGUGUUUGACAUCUUGCAAAAUAAUAUAUUUAAAAUUUAGAUUAAACAAUCAGAAUUGUAAUGGAACCUGAUGAAACUAAGUUACUUGCUUUGUGCAAUAUCCUAGAAAAGAUUAAUGCAGUGCACAGUCAGAAUUAUUGAAUAUGCUUACUUGUCAUACAGGCUAAUAUAAUAAUAUAAUUUACUGUUUAAAUACCCUAUCAAUAAAAUUGUAUUUUAUUAAGAUUUA
Messenger RNA from Bombina bombina (fire-bellied toad), 5831 nucleotides. It is a transcript of the gene SHPK, whose product is annotated as sedoheptulokinase. Gene Ontology annotation, molecular function: sedoheptulokinase activity. The record is from RefSeq and is a predicted model, not a curated record. The transcript is spliced from 7 exons. Gene Ontology annotation, cellular component: cytosol. Gene Ontology annotation, biological process: carbohydrate metabolic process; cellular response to lipopolysaccharide. NCBI's taxonomy places the organism in Eukaryota, Metazoa, Chordata, Amphibia, Anura, Bombinatoridae. The coding region runs from base 63 to 1466 and encodes 467 amino acids.